AUGAACAUUCUACGCUCACCUACAAGAAGUGACUUGAGAGAUACACUUAGCGAUUCACAACUUAAUGAAUCUAAAAUAGUCACUUUUCGUAAUAAAAGGAAAUUACCAGAAGAAAACGAAGACAUAACAGUGAUAAAAAAGGAAGUAUGCGAAUUAACUAACAAAAUGUCACAGAUCAUGUCGAUGCUUACUACAAUUUGCACAAACCAAAAGGAAUUAAUGGAAAAAAUAUCUUCAGAUGUAGCAGACUUGAAAGAACAAAUUACUGAGAUGAAAUCGACAAUACGCCAUGUAAACAAAGAAAACAAAAUAAUAAAAUCGGAUAUCUCAAACUUAUUAGAGAAGAACAAAACUAAUGAACAGAAGAUCUUGAAUCCAUCUUGA
Parnassius apollo (apollo) is the source of this 384-nucleotide messenger RNA. The record is from the annotation of a GenBank genome assembly. Lineage: Eukaryota; Metazoa; Arthropoda; Insecta; Lepidoptera; Papilionidae.